UCGGCCAGGUAACUACAUCGGGGACCAGAUUCAUCUCGUGAUCGAGUCAAAAUGGUGUUACCAAAUACCGGGCACACACCAGAGUUCAGGCACAUGAAGGGUGCAGAUGUCGAAAAAGGGGCGCUGCUCGGAACAGGUGCUUUCGGAGCAGUCUACAAGGCCAGGCACAGGGAGUAUGGCGAGGUGGCAUUGAAGGUUGUCAGCACCGAUGCUGUCAUCGACAAAGAUGAUGAGAAAGAGUUGACCCAAGAGGCUUACAGCCUGGCCAGGGUGCCAAACCAGUACGUGACCCUGUUAUAUGGAGUCAUCUUGGAGCCAGGCAACUACAGCCUGGUGAUGGAGUUUGUGGAGCACGGUUCACUCGACAAGUUCAUGAAGAAGGUGAACAUCCCCUGGGAACUGAAGAUCCGCAUGAUCCGGGACAUCACAUGUGGCAUGAACUUCUUACACAGCUUCACGCCAAAGAUCAUCCAUCGUGACCUCAAGAUGCAGAACAUUCUGGUGAAUGGGAGUCUUCAUGUGAAGAUAGCAGAUCUUGGCCUGGCAAAGUGGCGCACAUUCUCCAAGAAGUACAUGAAGAAAAGGUCCAAGGACAGGACAGCAGGAACCAUCACACACAUUCCACCAGAAAACCUGUUGGACAUCAACAAGAAAGCAACAGAAACAUUUGAUGUUUACAGUUUUGGAAUUCUACUGUGGGAAAUAAUUACUGGGAAGGAACCGUAUGAAGCAUGUGGUGGAAAUGAAGCAUUGCUUACUGUGGGAGUGUGUCAGAAUCAGAACAGACCCAGUGAUAAGGAGAUUCCAGAAGACUGCCCAGACUGGCUGAAAGAUCUGAUGAAAAGGUGUUACCACCAAGACCCAGAACAAAGACCACUUUUUCCCGAAUCCUACAAAAUUGUUCACAAGAGACUGACUGAUGACUACACUGAAGCUAUGAUAAAGGAUGCAGUGCAUGUCGUCCACAGAGCUCUGCAUACUUCAGACAGAACUGCAGGAAUGGAACAGGAGAGGAAAGUCCCCACAGUUAUUGCUCAGCCGUCCUCACCAGAUGGAACCAUGGAAGCCACCAGACAACUGGCAAAUCUCCAGUUUGGAAGGACCACUCCAGAAACACUGGAAACAGAUGCUGUCACUGAACAGCCAUCUCAAGAAGCAUCUUCUGCCAGCAACUCCACACACAUGUCUGCAACUGGAUCAAAGCAAGAAGAGCCAUCUUCUCAAGGGGCAGCAGCUACAACUGGGGUCACAGCUGUCUCGGAAAGCCAGUACCACACAGACGGACGUGCACUACGUGCAAGGGGUAAGACAGCGGAUGACAAGGCAAAGUGCUCACCAAGUGCAGCAGCUCCACCAACAGUGCCAGAUCAUGCAGCAUCCAGGAUCACCGUGCCUACCCAGGACAGCAUGUCACCACCACAUGAUGAUGAGAGAGUGAAGAAGGGAAAAGUCAUUGGCCCCCCAAGUGGAGAUGGCGACAAUGAAAGCUUCCCAACACGUAACCGAGUUGGGAUGCCAGCAGAGACAACAGCUUAUCAGGAUACAAACGAGCCUGGACUUCCUCCAGGGGUCUUCCCUGGUGCAGGCAUGCAACCUCCACAUUAUCCCUACACAAUGCCAGUUGCAGGAGGAUUUAUGAUCUAUUCUCAAGCAGCACACAUGCCCCCCAUGAACUUCUCUGCUGCAAUGCCUGGCACCACACCCCAAGGAGGAUUCUCAUGUGUAAAGACAGGCUCUGAUGGAAGCACUACAGUUAUCAGUAUGCAGGGCCAGAUGGAUGGAGUUCAGAUUGGAGACAAGAAUGUCAUGUAUGUGAACAGUGGUGGUCGCGGGCAGGUGCGUGGAACCGGUGGGUAUCGCCGUGUUCCACCUAGAAGGGUCGUGGCAGGAAAGCCAAUAACGACCGAUACCAGAGUCAUCACUAAGGAGGACAUAACAGUCAUUUCGGAGAACUUGGGCAGUACUUGGAGGAAGCUCGGAAGGCAUCUGGGCUUCACCGAGGGAAAACUUGAUGCCUUUGACAGUGACUAUGCCAUUGAUGGGCUGCAGGAAAAGAUCUACCAGAUGUUGGUCGCGUGGAGGAGGAUGGGGUCAGAUGAUGCUACAGCUGCUAAACUUGCUGAAGCUCUGUGUUCUAUUGGCAAGGCAGAUGUAGCUGUGUAUCUGUAAGUGUACUAAGACAUUGCAAUUCUACAAUAGCCUGAAAUCCAUUCUUGUUUAACUGGUGUCUGCUCCUACUACUGUAGGUCCAGGAACAAAUGUGUUUCCGGUUACAUGUAACUGAGGCCUCAAUUUGCAUAGUUGAUAUUUAAAGAUAUUCCUCUCUUUUUUAGUUACAUAUGUGACAAGUUUGAGAGUCAUGGACUGCAGUGUAUUUAUAAACUUUCCUCAUUAAUUAUGCAAAUUAUAUGUUGAUUUGCAAAAUUAGCAUCCAAUCAUAUGCAUUUUCACUUAGGCUAUCUGCAUACCAAAAAUCAUGAUCUGUCUACACGUUCAUGUGGUAUCAGAAGUUCUAUUGCAGUACCUUGGGAAGCCGCUAGCCACCUACCAAAUAUCAUCAGGGUCCAUCCAAGGCUUGUUGAGUUGCUGUUCACACACACACACACACCAAAUUAUAACCUUCUUGGCAAAGGGCCCACUAGUAUGUGACCUUGUUACUGCGGCAGAGCUUCUGUUUUUCUAUCUUUUGACCUAGACGUGGUAUGGUCUUGAUUUUUUGGUGGCAGAUAGCUUCCGAUGUAAAGAAGUGGAGUAUGUUUCAACCCCCUGGCAGCUUGCUCUGAAACUGCAGGGGCAUUUUUGUCAACAUCUUCCAAGGAGAAUAACCAAACAAAGGAAUGACAGAUUUUCAUAUUUGUUAUACAGGUAGCUUAGACAGAGAUGUACAUAAGUAAUGAACUGCAAAUUAAGCAAAUUGGGACUUAUUUUGCAUAAUUAAAGAGGAACAUCUAUAUUUACAGUGUCCUAUUUACAUGUAGGACUCAAGUACAAAAUGCACUGUAAAUGCAUUUAAGUUCGCGGGGAUUUAAUUUCGCGGUAGCGGGAAAAUGGACUUUUCGCGGUGUUUUUAAUUUCGCGGUAGCAUCAUGAACUGCAGUUUCUUACUGUUAUGGAGAACUUUUCGCGGUGGUUUUAGAUUCGUGGUGAAGCGGCCACCGCGAAAACCGCAAACAUUAAUCCACCGCGAACAUUUCUGCAUUUACAGUAGUUUAUGGUAAGUGAAACGUUAACAGACACUAAUUGUCUUACUGCCCCUACGGCUUCCUGAGCUACGGGACUGAGUAACUUAAUAUGCACAAUCAAUGCAAACGUGCCAUAAUUCAUAAGGGGUGAAUGAUUGGACUGUCAACAUUGUUACUUGUGUAUGUUAGCUAAAGGUGUAGAUAACCAAGCAUAGAUUAUUUAGAUGUGGGCAUCAUUUGCAUAAUCAGACCAUGUCAUGGAGAUACAAGGUCUUUGCACUUCGUUCUGUUAGGCUCAGUUACUAGUAUUCUAUACAACUGCCUACUGUGUCACAGAUGAAUGUAAAUAUUUUCUAGAAUCUCUAAACAGCAGUGUGAGGCCUCAUAAUUUUACUCAGUUACUGUAGCUAAUGAUAGAAUUUUUCCAUUCCAUGCAUUUCAACGUAGGUUUUAGGUCACAGAAGAUACAUGAUGUAUGAAAUUUAAUGGAUCAUCAAUUGCCUUUGUUUUUUAAUUCCGAACCGUUUAUAUGCAUAAAAGCAAUUAUGCCUGAAAAAGCGAGUCUAAGGAGUUCAUGUAUGUGAACUGAGUAUAUUUGGUUUUGAGCAAGGACACAGUGACUAGUGACAGUGACAGUGACUAGUGUGCCCACCAAUUUUUUACUUUCAAUACAAAAAAUUAUCAUUGUCAGAUUUGUGAUAAUGUUAUAAAUAAGGUUGAAAAACAAACUGCAAAAUGAAUAAAUAUAAUGAAAGACAACUGCAGGACUGCUUGUAAAAAUGUAUAAAGUCAAAGGUUUUAAAACCAACUCAUGUUUAAGUCCACAACCUUUCAAAUCUUUUUAUAUCCUCUUGAUCUUGUAAAAGAAGAGAGAUGUAUAUUUCCUGUGACGACUUGUUGGGGGCAACUUUGGUGUUGUUUUUUUAAUAGAAGUUUUACUAAUUUGAAAGAAUAAAUGAACAAAAAUUAUUAUAUCCAACUUCAUUGUUGGUAAAACUUACCAACUGCUACCCACUGCUUGAUACAAAUUACCAGUUCUCAAUGGGAAAGAUGUGGACCAUCGUCAUUAGUAGUACCUGUCUAAAUACAUGUAUACAGGUCUUGAGGAACUCAGUACUUUUACAAAUAUGCUUCACUCAUGAUCAUUACCAUAAAGAUUAAGUUCAGAAAUACAUUUUGUAUAUUUGCAAAUUUUGAGUGCUAUAACGGUAUAUUGGUUUUUGAGCAAAUUUGGUGCAUUGAUGAGGACAAAUACAAUGUUCAUAUGAGGGCAUGAUACAUGUGAAUUUUUCCUGUGUGUGUUCAUUUUCUUAUCAUGAAGUCUUUGAUAGGAUGUUAACAAAACUACCAUUUAACAAUUGGAAACCUUAAGCUUUAUUUGUACAUGUAUAUGGGAAUUCACUUGCAGAGCUCAGAAACCUGAAAUGUUAGAAAAUUUUUGCUGAGGUUGCCCAGUGGGUGAAACUGCAAAGGUGUUAGAAACUGGCUAUAAAAAGGAUUUCGAACCCUGUGGUGCAUUAUAAUAUAUUUUAAUGUAGUUCCAGUGAAAGAAGAUGAAACAGAGGCACUGUUUGUGAUCAUUUAUUUAAAAAAAAACACAGUUCAAAAGAAGAAGAAAAAUGUUUUGCUUUCCAUAUAUUUUCUUCCAGUAUGUGGCUAUGUAUACACAUGAUCCAUGAUGUUUGUCUUUCUUAGUCUUUCCAUACUGAGUUGACCCAACUUUAUGUCUGAGACUCUCUCUCUCUAAUUUGUUCAAUUGUAUUAAAAAAUUGAAAUUCUAGAA
This is a messenger RNA of Branchiostoma floridae (Florida lancelet), 4965 nucleotides long. Its product is annotated as receptor-interacting serine/threonine-protein kinase 1-like. Bases 52 to 2169 code for a protein of 705 amino acids. Gene Ontology annotation, biological process: protein phosphorylation; signal transduction. NCBI's taxonomy places the organism in Eukaryota, Metazoa, Chordata, Leptocardii, Amphioxiformes, Branchiostomatidae. Gene Ontology annotation, molecular function: protein binding; JUN kinase kinase kinase activity; ATP binding. The transcript is spliced from 12 exons. The record is from RefSeq and is a predicted model, not a curated record.